AUGCUUAUCUCCGCCACCAUAAAGGCUCUCCGAUCCGGACCCUUCGGUGAUUUCCGUGACGAACUCGCGAAGGAUGGAGUCACCGUAGUCAAGAAUGCCAUCCCCAGAGAACGAGCUCUUGAAUACAGGGACGAAGCCUUCAAGUGGCUCGAGGCUUGGCCAUUUGGGUUCAAGCGAGACGAUCCCAGUACAUGGAACAAUGAUCAUCUUCCUAUCCAACAGCCCAACCGUCCGGGGAUGUAUGACGCAUAUGGGGUCCAUCACGAGCAGUUCAUGUGGGAUAUACGGACCGAGCCAGGGGUUCAUGGGGCCUUUGCAAAACUUUGGGGAACAGAGGAGCUCGUCUCGUCGUUUGAUGGCUUGACCGUGAUGUUACCUACAAACCCAAAACCAAAGGAGAUGUUCUGGCCUCACAUCGAUCAAUCACCUCAUCGUCGAGGAUUCUUCGUAGCCCAAGGCUUGGUCAAUUUGAAUGACAAUGGUCCACAAGAUGGAGGGUUGUUGGUGAUGAAAGGAUCGAGCUCCGUAUUAGAACAAUUUUUCGAUGAAGUCGGCAGACCACCACUCCCUUCGAGCAAAAUCGACUGGCACCUCUUCUCGAGAGACGAAAAACAAUGGUUCCUCGAUCACGGAUGCGAGUGGGUGAAAGUUUGCGCCGAACCUGGUGACCUCAUCCUGUGGAGCAGCUCGACCAUUCAUCAAAACACUCCUCCCCAGACCGAUCAACCUCGAGUGGUCAGCUAUGUCUGUAUGGGUCCCAGCCACCUUCAGACCUCAGAGGAUAAGGCCAUACGUAGCAUGUGUUGGACCCUUGGGGAUGGUACGACACACGCACCUUUCCACGGCGUCGCAUCUGCCAAAGUCGCACCAUAUAUCCGAGAUCAAACGGGGCUGCCGGAUAGGGAGUGGGAUCGACGCAUCAAUCCUGUCAAACCGACGAAGAAGGUUUUACAGUUGGCUGGUCAACUGCCAUACUGA
Molecule: messenger RNA, 978 nt
Organism: Tremella mesenterica DSM 1558
Lineage: Eukaryota; Fungi; Basidiomycota; Tremellomycetes; Tremellales; Tremellaceae
Exons: 4
Coding region: 1-978 (325 amino acids)
Source: RefSeq, a predicted model, not a curated record